Messenger RNA from Phlebotomus papatasi, 4464 nucleotides. RefSeq names its product DNA topoisomerase 1 (gene Top1). Gene Ontology annotation, molecular function: DNA topoisomerase type I (single strand cut, ATP-independent) activity; DNA binding. Gene Ontology annotation, cellular component: nucleolus; chromosome. Lineage: Eukaryota; Metazoa; Arthropoda; Insecta; Diptera; Psychodidae. Gene Ontology annotation, biological process: chromosome segregation; DNA replication; DNA topological change. The transcript has 8 exons. The record is from RefSeq and is a predicted model, not a curated record. The coding region runs from base 357 to 3455 and encodes 1032 amino acids.
CCAGUCAUUCCAGUGUUGUCAUCGCCGGCAGUGCGUACACAACGUGAGGGUGCAUAUUUCAUCAAUUUUAUUGCAUUUAAACCUAUUUUAGUGUUUCAAAACCUAGCUCAAUCAUUUUCUCUAGGCCCUUUCUCGGGUAAAACAGUGAAAAAUCGUAGGAAACUGUUGUGAAAAGACGGAAAAAGCCUAAAAGUUUGGUGUGAAUGAAGUGUCAGUGAGGUGAACACUGCGCGCCAUCUACGGUGGUCGCGUCAACUACUUUGGACUUGGUAAAAUUCACUCUCUUUUUCAUCGUUUUCUCCCUUGUCUGGCUACAAAUUCUCGGGACUUAGAAAAUUUUUCACUUUGCUGUCGAAAUGAGUGUGGAAAAUCCCCAAGUUGAGCCAAUGGAGGAAGCUGCGCCGGACGCUGAGAAGAGCGUCAAUGGGGAGCAGGAGCAGCGUCUCAAUGGGAUCAGCAAUGGGCAUUCGGAUGUUGUUAGCUCAUCCGUUGCUGGGGCUUCUAGUGGCGAGAAGAAGCACAAGAGUAGCCAUCAUCAUAAGUCCUCCAGUAAGGACAAGCAUAGGGAUAAGGAGCGAAGUGAACACAAAUCCAGCUCCAAAUCUAGCCAUCGUGACAAGGAAAAGAGCUCCUCAUCCAGCAACCAUCAUCGCGACGAGAAGAAAUCCAGCUCUUCGUCUCAUCACAAAUCAUCCAGGGACAAAGAUCGUGACAGGCAUCACCACAAGAGUAGUCGCGAAGACAAAGAAAGGACCAAGGAUGACAAGGACCGGAGUAAAGAUGAAAAAUCAAGCAAAGACAAGGAUAGGGAGAAGGAUAGGGACAAGGAUAGAGACAAGGACAGAGACAAGGACAAAGACAUGAACUCUAGCAGCAAGCCCCGUGAUAAGACAUCAUCGUCAGGGGAUAAGCAUCGCGAGAGGGAUAAGGAGAAGGACAAGGAUCGUCAUCACAAAUCUUCAUCGUCUCACAGCAGUAGCAAAGAUAAGGACAAACAUUCCAGCAGUUCGUCGUCGAAGCAUCGGGACAAGGACAAGGACAGGGAGCGCCAUAAGGAUAAGAGCGAGCAUAGGGAACAUCGAGAUAAGGAUAGGGAGAGGGAUAAGGAGAAGGAAAAGGAGAGGAGGGAACGCAAGGAGAAGGAGAGGCGUGAAAAGGAGCGUCGUGCCAAGGAGGAGCAACAGCAGCAGCAGCAGCAGCUUCUGCUGCAGCAACAGGAAGAAAAUUCAAUUGAUCAGGAAGAUGCCGAAGAAAAUGCCCAGAAUGAUCAAUCAUCCUGGAUGGAGGAUCAAAAAGUGAAAAUGGAUGCUGUGGUUAAAAUUGAACCACUCGAUGUGUCUCACAAUAGCUCUUGUGACUAUUCUCUAUCCCAGUUCAAUCCCAACGAAUCAUCAUUCAAAGUCAAGGACGAAGAAGAAGACGAAAAUGAAGAGGACAAUAGUGUCAAGGAAGAAAAUGAGCGUGAAGAUGAUGAUGAUGAGGAGGAAGAUAUUCCACUUCAUAAAAGAAAAGCCCGUGUAUCGGAUGAAGAAGAGGAAGAUGAAAAGCCUUUGACGGUGAGGAAGAAGGUGAAGAGUGAGAAGAAAAAUAAAAGACGCUCAUUUGAUUCCGAUGAAGAUGAUGAAGAAGAAGAUAUCAAGCCCAAGAAGAAGAAAAUUAAGAAGGAGAAAGAGAAGAUCAAGACGAAAGCUGAGAUAAAAACUGAGCAUAAUCACACAGCAUCACCCACAAAGGGCAGAAAGAAGAAGGAGGAAGAAGCUCAGGAUGUAUGGAAAUGGUGGGAGGAAGAGAAGCGCGAAGAUGGUGUCAAAUGGAAUUUCCUGGAGCACAAGGGACCAGUUUUUGCACCACCCUAUGAGCCCCUUCCGGAGAGUGUUUACUUUGAGUAUGAUGGUCGUAAGAUGCGACUGUCACAGGAUGCCGAAGAGAUUGCCACCUUCUAUGCUCGAAUGCUUGAGCACGAUUACACAUCGAAGAAGAUCUUCAAUGAUAACUUCUUCAAGGAUUGGCGAAAAUCGAUGACAUCGAAGGAGCGUGAAGUGAUAACGGAUCUGAAGAAGUGCAAUUUCCGCGUGAUGGCUGCUCACUUCCAAAAACUGUCGGAGGCUAAUAAGAAUCGCACCAAGGAGGAGAAGUUGCGCAUAAAAGAGGAGAAUGAGCGCCUGAUUAAGGAAUAUGGUUUCUGUACGAUUGACGGGCACAAGGAGAAGAUUGGGAAUUUCAAGAUUGAGCCACCGGGUUUGUUCAGGGGACGCGGGGAACAUCCCAAAAUGGGAAUGGUGAAGAGGAGAGUUGUGGCGAGUGAUGUUAUGAUCAAUUGUUCAGCCAAAAGUGAAAUUCCUAAGCCACCGCCGGGAUUCAAGUGGAAGGAAGUGCGUCAUGAUAACACGGUGACAUGGUUGGCGUCCUGGGUGGAGAAUGUGCAGGGUCAGGUGAAGUAUAUCAUGCUGAAUCCCAGUUCGAAGCUCAAAGGGGAGAAAGAUUGGCAGAAAUAUGAGACAGCUAGGCGUCUCGAUAAGCAAAUUGAUAAGAUUCGCUCGACAUACCGCGAAGAGUGGAAAUCGAAAGAGAUGCGAGUGAGACAGAGAGCUGUAGCUCUGUAUUUCAUUGAUAAAUUGGCUCUGAGAGCUGGCAAUGAGAAAGAUGAGGAUCAAGCUGAUACAGUGGGCUGUUGCUCACUUCGCAUUGAGCACAUUCAGCUGCACAAAGAAUUAAAUGGGAAGGAAUAUGUUGUAGUAUUCGAUUUCCUUGGUAAAGAUUCCAUCAGGUAUUACAAUGAAGUUGAAGUGGAGAAGAGGGUCUUCAAGAAUCUUGAGCUGUUCUGCGAGAAUAAGAAGGAUGGCGAUGAUCUCUUUGAUCGUCUCAAUACAUCUGUCCUCAAUGAGCAUCUCCGUGAGCUCAUGGAAGGUUUGACCGCAAAGGUGUUCCGUACAUACAAUGCAUCGAUAACACUGCAGAAUCAAUUGGAUUUGCUGACGGAUCCGGAUGCCACGGUGCCAGAGAAAUUGCUGCAAUACAAUCGUGCUAAUCGUGCUGUGGCAAUUUUGUGCAACCAUCAAAGGGCAGUGCCCAAGUCUCACUCCAAGAGUAUGGAAAAUCUCAAGGAGAAGAUCCGUGUGAAGAGAGAACAAAUUGAUGAUUGUGAGGCUGAAGUGAAGGAUUUGCAGAAGCUAGCAAAGCGUGGUUCAGUAAAGGAAAAAAUGGCAUGUGAUAAGAAGAAGAAGCAAUUGGACAGAUUAAAGGAACAAUUGCAAAAGCUUGAACUACAAGAGACUGAUCGUGAUGAGAAUAAAACCAUUGCCUUGGGCACAUCCAAGCUCAAUUAUCUGGAUCCGCGAAUUUCCGUUGCUUGGUGCAAAAAAUACAAUGUUCCAAUUGAAAAGAUCUUCAACAAGACACAACGUGACAAAUUCCGCUGGGCCAUUGAUAUGGCAGAUGAGAAUUAUCGUUUUUAAAGGUCAACAACAACAAAAAAUUAGGAAAUCUAUUAAAGACGUAUUGUGAGUGAAGAAAAAAAAUAAGAUGAAAAGGAACCACCUUUAAUAUUUGGGAAUAUUAACUAAACUAUGGGAAGCAAGAAAAAAAAAUUCUUAUAAGAGAUUUUGACGUGAAAGAAGUGCAGAAUAGUGUAUCCUUAAAAAAUGAAGGUAAUUAUUUUGAUUUAUUUUUCUUGAUUAGUUAAAAAUUUUAUUGCAACUUGCACUUAAAUCAUUAGAUGAUGUUUUUUUUAACCAUUAUUUUAUCAAUAAGAUAUGUUUUUGACAUAAUUCUACGUAAUUAGGUUUCUUGUAUUGUAACAAUUAUAAUGCUGAGAAUAGAAAAUGAUUUUUUUUUUAAAAAAAUGUAAUUUUAAAACAAAGUGCAAAAUAUCAAAUUUAACAAUUUCAUUAUUGAAAUAUUAAUACAAGAAAAAAACAUCAAUUAAUCCACUUCACAGAGUAAGGUUUUUUUUCAAUGAUUUUUUGAAUACAAAUAAAAAAAUAGGAAACAAAAAAAUAAUUUAAGUAAAUAAAAGAAAAGGUAGAGAUAGUUUGACAAAAAAAUACAACACGCAUUAAUUAGUAAUUGUGAAGAGAGAAGUUCGAUAAAAGUAAGAUUUAAACAAAAAGCUUUUUUUCUUACACCACGAAACAAUCCACAUUUAAGAUUAGGAAUUAUAAAUUUAAAAAAAAAAUUACACAGGAUAAAACAAUUUUUAACUUAUUAGUUAGAAUAAUUUUUUUUUAAUUAAAUAAAUGGUGAAAAUUAAAUUUUUCAAAAUAUAGGUUAUGAUAUUUUAAAAAUGACGUUUCUUUUGCAAUGAUAAAAUGUAAAGAUUACUAAAGUAAGGUAGCUAUUGAGGUAAAGAUAAAGAGUUCUUCUUUUGUCCUUUAUGCGAGUGAUUUUAUGAAAAUUGGUCAGAAGAAAAAAAACAAACAAUGACUUGGUAAUCUAGUAGAGAAUAAAUAAAAAUUUGAAUGAGGA